AUCACCGUGCUCUUCCCGAAGGUUCUUGUUGUUUCUCUCUAUUCGUAUGCUCUAUACGUUGAAACGGUUGAUAUUGUGUUCCUGAAGGACGGUAUUCUAUGGAGCGUUGGUGGAGCAAUCAGUUUGAUACUGUACGCCUAUGGGCUAUACACCUACUUCCAGGUGGUCCGGAUUGGCUGUGGAUCACCGUUGGACUUCCCUGAGCUGUGUACGGGGCUCGAAGAGGACUCGUCGUUCCAGAAUGAGCCUCCGCAGUUCAUAUCGGAGAGGUCGAUACAGGUGAAGUCUGCUGGUACGCUGCGAUACUGUAAGAAGUGUCAUUGCUGGAAGCCUGAUAGAAGUCACCAUUGCUCCAGCUGCAACAGGUGCCAGCUGAAGAUGGAUCAUCAUUGUCCUUGGUUUGCUCAGUGCGUUGGCUACCGCAAUUACAAGUUCUUUAUCCAAUUCCUCAUAUGUACGGUGCUCUAUUCGCUUGUGAACCUGGUGAUCAGUGGGAUCGACAUCUACGACUUCUUCAAGUCAGAGAAGUAUAAGGAGGUCACUAUCCUGCUGAAUGUGAUACUGCUCGGUGUGCUUGCGCUGACGAUGUUCUUUGCAGUAGGAGUGUUCAUGGGCUUCACGCUGUACUUCCUCUUCCAUAACAUGACCACGAUAGAACACUACGACAUGGUGCGCUAUAGGAACAAUUUGAACUUGAUCAACGAUGCCUACUAUUCAUUGUCUCAGCAGCCGAACUCGGAUACCAUGGGCAAUGCCUUUGACUUGGGCUGGAAGCAGAAUUGGCGUGAAGUUAUGGGUGCAAACUGGCUAGAAUGGAUCAAACCGAGUGAGAACCAGUACAAAAGAAUGGACUACUACGAUAACAGAGGGCUAUACUUUGACGUUGAUAACGAAGUCCUGACAAAGUUGCAGAGGAACACUGCUCUACAACAACAGCUCUUA
Williopsis jadinii is the source of this 942-nucleotide messenger RNA. RefSeq names its product palmitoyltransferase PFA3 (gene PFA3). Gene Ontology annotation, molecular function: protein-cysteine S-palmitoyltransferase activity. Gene Ontology annotation, biological process: peptidyl-L-cysteine S-palmitoylation; protein targeting to membrane. Lineage: Eukaryota; Fungi; Ascomycota; Saccharomycetes; Phaffomycetales; Wickerhamomycetaceae. The transcript has a single exon. Gene Ontology annotation, cellular component: Golgi apparatus; endoplasmic reticulum. The annotation marks the transcript as partial. The record is from RefSeq and is a predicted model, not a curated record.